AUGCCCAGUUUCUUCUCCCCGUUGCAACCUAUGGGACUGAGACUUUCUGCAGAUCCCGAGGACGGGAUCAUGAAGCCCCGAACCCUCUUCCUGCUGCUGCUCUUGCUCCCAGGGACUCUGGCCCUGACGGAGACCAAGACCUGCGUGGGUGAGUGCGGAGUCGGGAAGGAAACCGCCUUUGUGGCUGGGAGCGAGAGACCCGCCCAGCCCGCCGCGCCAGGAGGGAGCCCAACUGGCUUCACCUGGUGCAUCCUGCACUGCAGCUGCAGGCGUAGCUGUACGCCAGUCCAGAGCCGCGCCUGCACUUCUCAGCUCUUGGGCUGUCCAUGGGACCGGGCGCCACUGAGCAGGGGGCAGCGCCCGUCGUAUUUCAGCACCACCGUGUCCCGGCCUGGCCGCGGGGAGCCGUGCUUCAUCGCCGUGGGCUACGUAGACUACAUGCAGUUCGUGCGGUUCGACAGCGACGCCGCGAGUCCGAGGAUGGAGCCACGAGCGCCGUGGGUGGAGCAGGAGGGGCCAGAGUAUUGGGACCGGGAGAUACGAAGCGCCAAGACCCCACGCAGAGACUUUCCAAGGGAACUUGCAGACGCUGCUCCGCUACUACGAGAGCGGAGCCAGUGAGUAACCCCAGUCCGGGACGCAGGUCACGACUCCUCCCUGUCCCUUCCGGACAGCCCGGGUCGCCCUGAGUCUCCGGGUC
Molecule: messenger RNA, 700 nt
Organism: Piliocolobus tephrosceles (Ugandan red Colobus)
Lineage: Eukaryota; Metazoa; Chordata; Mammalia; Primates; Cercopithecidae
Exons: 3
Coding region: 1-621 (206 amino acids)
Biological process (GO): antigen processing and presentation of endogenous peptide antigen via MHC class Ib; immune response; antigen processing and presentation of endogenous peptide antigen via MHC class I via ER pathway, TAP-independent
Cellular component (GO): external side of plasma membrane
Molecular function (GO): peptide antigen binding; signaling receptor binding
Source: RefSeq, a predicted model, not a curated record